UGCUGUAAGAGGCUUUUCGCUGCUUUCCGCUUGGGAGCCGGAGCUUUCUCCUUUGGCUUGUCUCACGGGGACAUCAGCACGCGGGCGGGAGUGGAGUGUCGGAGCAGACAGCAGCCAGGAAUUUCAAUUGUAGAGCAUUGUGAACUCUAUGGCUUCUACCUGGGAAAAGAUUAGAGACUUUUAUGACUGGGCAGUGGAAAAUGGAGACAAGAGGACUGACCCCUGGUUCCUGGUAUACUCACCCAUUCCCAUUAUUGUGACCUUCAUAAUUUACCUUCUAAUCUGCAAAUAUGGGCCAAAGUACAUGCGCAAUCGAGAACCGUUCAAUCUGAAAUAUGUACUACUUGUUUACAAUUUUUCCCUAGUUGCUAUCUCCGCUUAUAUUUUUUGGGAGUUCCUGGUGACUUCAAUUCGUGCAAAAUAUAGCUAUCUUUGUGAACCUGUGGAUUACAGCAACAGUGAGCUUGGACUGAGGAUGGCAAAUGUCUGCUGGUGGUUUUUCUUCUCUAAAGUCAUUGAAUUGAUGGACACCAUAUUUUUCAUUCUGAGGAAAAAGUAUAAUCAGAUCACAUUUCUUCAUGUUUAUCACCAUGGUACAAUGAUUUUCAACUGGUGGGCUGGAGUGAAGUAUGUACCAGGGGGUCAGUCCUUCUUCAUCGGCUUGUUAAAUUCCUUUGUUCAUAUUGUGAUGUACCUAUACUAUGGAAUUGCUGCAAUGGGGCCACACAUGCAGAAGUACUUGUGGUGGAAGCGUCAUCUCACUAUGCUUCAGCUGCUUCAGUUUUUUGGAAUCGCUGUGCACACCUCCUAUAAUCUUUUCACGGACUGUGACUUCCCAGAUGGAUUUAACCUUUUUGUAUUCAUCUACAUCAUCACCAUCAUUAUCCUCUUCAGCAACUUCUACUAUAAAACGUAUAUACAGAAAAAGAUCAAAAAAGCAUAAAUUUUGAAAAGACUGUCUUUAGUUUCUUUAAUGACUUGGGAAUAUCUGUGUCAAAGUUCUCACGAUAAACGCGCGUUUUGUUUCAUGUCACGAAAGGUUAAAAUGCAUUCUUUGUCAUUGUAGAAAACCUGCUGUGUUAAAUAUUGCUGUCGUCAUUGUUAUUUGUGUCUCUACUUUGAAGUUCCCUCUUCUUACAGCUCAUAAUAAUCACCUUGUAAUAGGUCACCAUUUAAUUAUUUAAAUUUAAAGCAAGUGCUUUGGCCAAGUUUAUUCGACAGCCCUGUAAUAAACAGAAAUCUCCAGUUCCAUAGGAUCUAUCUGGUUGUGUUCUGUUGUGGAUUUCACCUUUUGCUACUGAUCUUCCUCCAUGCCAGGGACUGUUCUAUAAAAGCUUGGGCAUGAAAAUUUGCUUUGCUCUCUUUGUACAGAUGGCUGUCCUGAUGAGAAGUGGUGGCAUGGGGUGGUGGUGGUAGUGACACCUCAUUUACUUCACUGUGCUGCAAUUGAAGCUGGAACAGUUGAGAUUCAGCACUGUAAGAUAAAAAUGAGUUGUUUCAUUUGACUGCUGCAGAGCAAUUUGGACUUUGCUACUGUUGCCAGGGGAUCAUCAUGCAUUAUUUUCUUAAUUCAUGAUUGUGAUUCUUGUAACUUUCUUGAACCAUGGUGCAAAGGUGCUCUUGGGUAAUUCAUUUUUCCAGCUAAAUUUCAGUUAUGCCCAUUUACCAUCCAUUCGUCUGUGACCACAUGUCACUCAAAAUCUUCACUGUACUUUCUCAAGUGAGCAUUUUACUGUAUUUAAUUAGGUUCAGAUUUCAGUGAAUUGUUCCCUUUCACAACUCGAUUUUGUUCAUAUUCAGUUGACUUGCGCAGAGCCCUUCUUCCCUCCUGGUACACCUUUGUGAAGCAAAAUACAAAGCUGUCAAAUUAAUGCUGCUGCCACAAAUAUUUUUCUUUUUUGGGUUUGGGUUGGACAUUUAACAUUUUUGAGCAUGUUGAAAGAUGAUUAGAAGCCAUAGUGAAAAACUCUGCAACUGAAGACCUGUUUUUGUUUUAAGCUGCAUUUUGUAUGUGCUGCUUCAAUGUACGGGCAUUUCACCAAAAAGGCUGCCACUGUUCGAGGUUCCCUUUUCCAACCUCUCAAAACAGCUCACAUUACAGGAAAAUUUGUUUUGUAAAAGGGGAAUAACUGAUAUCUUCAGGAAGCAACACAUAGAUUUUGAUCAUUUGUACCUAUUUGUACAAGUACUCAAGUGCCAACCUUUGUUUAGUAGACCUCUAGUGUAGUGUUUUCUAAUUUACAUGAUUAUGAGCUGUCUUCUAUUGAGCUGAGACACAAGUGACCUAUUUGCACUGUUAGCUUUAUGAUGCAUUUAAGAAUAUAUUUUAAUGCAUAAGAUUCUUUUCUAUCUUGCACCUCUCCCAUUUGUGAAGGGAUGACAUGAGGGGAUGACAUUAACAGUGAUCAUCCGUGUAAAGUUAUUUUUUGGAUCUAAUCAGGCUUAAUGCUGAGGGAUAUACUAACACAUUCUGAUUGGCAACAUUCACAUGGUAUGUUGUUCUUCUUGAGUUGUGAUAACAUUGUUCUUCGUUUCACUUGUGGUUGACUUGACUGGAAAAUGGCACUUCUUCAAAAAGGACUGCAUUGUAUUUGAUCCCUCAGUAAACAGAAAGCUCAAUCAUUCUCUUGCACGAGCAAAAGAUAUUUUUACACUAAAUAAUGUAAACAUACUUUAACUCUUUAAAAUUGCUGAUUUAAAAGAUAAACCCUAAAAUCUUAGUGAAACAUCAUUCUAAUUGGAUCCCUAUUUUUCUACUAGACUUAUAAAUGUAGAUGUUUUAUAAAUGAUUAGAUUUAAUCCCCAGUCUCUCCUGUGCUGGUUAUUUUCAGUUUUGGUGUUAAAAGUACUUAGUUUCUCUCUGUGAUCCUGAGCUAGUGACCAGGAAGUCAGGGACAGCAGAAAAACAAAACCAAGCAUAUGAUGUAGCGAAGAUGAUUGGGAAGCCUUUUAAAAACGAGUAGAGAACAAAUAAAAAAAGCAAUAAUGGGAGGAAAAGAUGAAAUGAGGAUAUAUUAGCUGUUAAUAUAAAAGAAGUUUGCAAGAGUUUUAGAUAUAUUAAAGGUAAAUGAGAGGCAGGAGUGGACAUUGGACUGCUGGAAAAUGAGGCUGGGGAAGUAGUAAUAGACAACUGAGAAAUGGCAGAGGAACUGUAUACGAUUUACAUCAGUUUUCACAUGGAAGACAUUGUAAACAUACCAGAACUUUUGAGAGUCGGAGGGCAGAAAGGAGUGUAGUGGUCAUCAAUGUGGAGAAGGUGCUGGGGAAGCUGAAAGCUCUGAAGUUGUUUAAAUAACCUGGACUGUGUGUGCCACAUCGCAGGGUUCUGAAGAGAUCACUGAGGAGAUGGUGAAGGCUUUGAUGGUGACCUUUCAGGACUCAUUUGAGUCAGGGAGGAUCCCAAAGAUUGGAAAAAGGUGAUUGUAACACGUGUUUGAGAAGGGAGGGAGGCAGAAGACAGGAAAUCAUAGGCCAAUUAGCCUGAUCUCGGUCGUUGGUAGGAAUUUUGAGUCCAUCAUUAAGACUAAGAUUGCAGAGUACUUGGAAGUGCAUGAUAAAAUAGGGUUGAGUCAGUAUGGCUUCAUCAAGGGGAAGUCAUGCCUGAUUAAAUCUUUUAGAAUUCAUUGAGGAGGUAAUGAGCAAGUCGACAGUGGAUGUGAUCUAUUUGGAUUUCCAGAAGGUCUUUGACAAAGUGUUGCAUAGGAUACUGCCAAAUAGUGUAAAAGCCCAUAGUGUAAGGAGCAAGGUACUGACAUGAAUAGAGGAUUAGCUGACUGGCAGAACUUGGGGAAUGGGAAUAAAGGGGGCUUUUCAGGAGGGAAGCUGUGAUUAGUGGAGUUCCACAAAGAUCAGUGAUGGGACCACAACUAUUCAUGUUAUACACUAACAAUCUGGACCAAGAAACUGAGGGCAUCGUUGCUAAGUUUGCAGAUGCUGCAAAGAUAGGUGGAGGGACAGGAAGUGUGAAGGAGAUGAGAAGGCUACAGAAGGACUUGGGCAGGCUAGAAGAGUGGGCCACUUUCUCAUCCUUUAUCUCGCCUCACAUUCUCAAGUCUUUGACUUGUGGUCUGCCAUUCAUUUUGUUAUCUGCUCUGAUCUACUGUAGUUUCUUGAAUAUAUUAUUUUCAUUUGUGCUUUGGUCCCUUCACCAGUUUUUCUCAUUCAUUCAUUCAUUGGUCUCAACUUCUUUUCCCCUUUUUGUGACAAUUUGCGACACUGAAGUUACUUUAAAUAAAAGGGAAUACUGUGACAUCACAUUUUAACAAUGAACAAUGGAGUGCCUUGUUUAAACAUUAGCUGAAAGCAGAACUGAGCUUUUCUCUAAUGCUUGUAGUUCUCCAUCACUUAUCAGAAAGCCUGCUGAAACUUAAAUUUGAUGGUCAAAUGGCAGAAUGGUGAGUUGCUGGAGGACAACCAACGGCAGUGGAACCAAAUGCUAAAUAAGUAGGUGGUCUGGCAGCAUCUGUGGAGAGAAAGCAGUUAAUGUUUCAAGUCCAAUGAGCUAAGAAAGGUCACUGAACUCCAAAUGUUAAUUCUGCUUUCUGUCCGCAGAUGUUGCCAAGCCUGAUGAACUUCUCCAGCAAUUUCUGUUUUUAUUUUAAACUUCCAGCUUCUGCAAUGUUAUUUCAUUAUACCUAACUAAAUUGUCAUUGCUGGUAUGAGGUGAAAAUUGUUGGGAAGAUUUGUAGUUCAACUAUUUUCUCUCAUUGGGCUUCUACACUCCUUUUGUCUGAAGACUAGUACUAAUAACCAAACAAGAAGUUAGAGAGCUGACUGACAUGUGACUUGCAUAUUUAUGAGAUAUAGGUGAAAAGUAUAAAAAAACCCUAAAUUCAAAGGAAAAUAUAAAU
Molecule: messenger RNA, 4850 nt
Organism: Hemiscyllium ocellatum (epaulette shark)
Lineage: Eukaryota; Metazoa; Chordata; Chondrichthyes; Orectolobiformes; Hemiscylliidae
Product: elongation of very long chain fatty acids protein 4-like
Exons: 8
Coding region: 149-943 (264 amino acids)
Biological process (GO): fatty acid elongation, saturated fatty acid; sphingolipid biosynthetic process; fatty acid elongation, polyunsaturated fatty acid
Cellular component (GO): endoplasmic reticulum membrane
Molecular function (GO): fatty acid elongase activity
Source: RefSeq, a predicted model, not a curated record